AUGAUUCAUGGCGAGAUUGAGAAGACGCAUGGUUCGAUAACAAUGGAGAAGACUUUCGAGCCAAUCAGCAAGUAUCUUUGGACACUGAGGGAAAAUCUGAGCAACAUUUUCAACGCGUUAGAUAGUGGAUCAUUGGAGGUGGAGCCAAAAGAUAAGGGUUUCCCUCCAGUACUCGAAAGGGCACACCUUCGAAAGCAAGCAGCUGCCGAAGCAGAAGGUCUGCGCUGGCAGCUUGAGAAGAAGGAUAUGGAAAUACUUGAGCUAAAGAAGACAAUCAAGAGUAGGCUUGAUGAUAUCAGUAACUAUAAGCUUCGCUUGGACAUGGCUGAAGCCCGAAUUGAAUCAGCAGGCAAGCAAGACAAUGUAAAGGUACAGCAUCUGGAGGCGAAGGUUGAACAACUCGUGGCUGAUAAUAAGAAGAAGCAAAUUGAGUUUGAUGAGACAAUGGACGCGCUGCAGAAAGAGCUAAAGGAAUGUGAGCGUGAGAAUGCUGAGUUGAAACAGAUGGCGAAGAACUUCUCAAGAAAAACGCUUUUGGAGAACAUACAACGUCUUGAGUCACGUGCACCGAGUCCAUCAGUACAUGCCACUUCUCCAGUGGGACUCUCACUGGGAAGAGAGGAAGCCGCCUUAUUGGAGCAGCAGCUUUCUGAUAGUCGUGAAGCUCUUCGUCGCGCUACACUGCAGAUUAUUCAAUUAAAGGCCGAUCUUGCUCUGGCGCAAUCGCGAGGUGGUGUGAUGCGAUUGCCCGAGAUGGUCUGUGGACCAGAAACUCUUAGAGCCAAGGAGAACGACUCAGUGCUGGAUACGAUUAGCAAAGAGGUGGAGCAGUUGAAACGGGAUGAGUUGAAAUACAUGGUUUUCAUUCCGGAUCUAUCGCGACCACGUCGCCUACAAGAGCAAGAUAGAGCUCGUUUCGAGAAAGAGAAAGAAGCUUACAAUUAUCGUGUUCAGACGCUGCGCACUAGGCUUCAUCAGUACUGGAAAGAAACUUGCCCAGGACAACCAUUUCCAAACCUCUUCGGGCUUCCAGCUCAAAAGCAAGCGAAGGUACCCGAUGUCAAAUACGGUACACAGGCAUUCAAGGAUAUAAUCAACAAUUGGGGUGUAAAAGCAUAG
Messenger RNA from Cooperia oncophora, 1119 nucleotides. Lineage: Eukaryota; Metazoa; Nematoda; Chromadorea; Rhabditida; Trichostrongylidae. The record is from the annotation of a GenBank genome assembly.